Messenger RNA from Eutrema salsugineum, 855 nucleotides. RefSeq names its product putative CCR4-associated factor 1 homolog 4. The transcript has a single exon. The coding region runs from base 1 to 855 and encodes 284 amino acids. The record is from RefSeq and is a predicted model, not a curated record. Gene Ontology annotation, molecular function: poly(A)-specific ribonuclease activity; nucleic acid binding. Gene Ontology annotation, cellular component: CCR4-NOT core complex; P-body; CCR4-NOT complex. NCBI's taxonomy places the organism in Eukaryota, Viridiplantae, Streptophyta, Magnoliopsida, Brassicales, Brassicaceae.
AUGGACAAAAGUUGCCGCGAAAUCUGGUACUGGAACAAGAAGGAAGAGAUGAUAUUAAUACGUGAAUGUCUAAGAACUUGUGCCUUCAUCGUCAUCGACGCAGAGUUUCCCGGUUGCUUGAAAGAGACGCCAAUGGAAGCUAGCGAUGAAAUUCGACACCGAAACAUGAUAUUCAACGUCGACAAAACCAAACUUAUUCAGUUGGGUUUCACUUUGGUAGACAACCAAGGAAGAACCUUUGGUACAUGGGAAGUCAACUUCUGUGAUUUCGAUGAAACAAAAGAUGAAAAGAACUACAAAUCCAUUGACUUUUUGCGACGCAACGGUCUGAAUCUGAAGAAAAUCAGAGAAGAAGGAAUCGGUAUAGAUGAGUUCUUCGCAGAGUUCACUCAGAUUCUUAAGAACAAAGAUAAGAAGAUGACAUGGAUCACGUUUGAUGGCUCCUACGACAUGGCUUAUCUACUUAAAGGCUUAACCGGAGGAAAACCAUUCCCCGAGACUUCAGAAUGUUUUGCAGAAACUGUUGAGAAAUUUCUCGGGGCUCACUUUGAUGUGAAGAAGAUGGCUGCGGAUCUGUACAAAGGAAUGACCAUUCGCUAUGGGUUACAGAGACUAGCCGAUGAGCUUCAAAUCAGGCGUGUGGGAGAAGCUCACCAUGCUGGUUCCGACAGCGAACUCACAGCUCGAAUAUUCGUGCGAAUGGCUCUUAGUUUAGAUCAGCACAAAAAGAGAAUGUGUCUUAGGGAACAGCAGCUACGCAGGGAACAAGAGCUUCUUAAACUGGCACGGAGACCGGUUAUGUUUGGCGCUUACCCAACUUUAGGUGGCUACUAUGUAGUGCCAGUCUUGAGAUAA